Messenger RNA from Chenopodium quinoa (quinoa), 2153 nucleotides. Its product is annotated as probable protein S-acyltransferase 7. Gene Ontology annotation, molecular function: protein-cysteine S-palmitoyltransferase activity. Gene Ontology annotation, cellular component: endoplasmic reticulum; Golgi apparatus. Lineage: Eukaryota; Viridiplantae; Streptophyta; Magnoliopsida; Caryophyllales; Amaranthaceae. The transcript is spliced from 5 exons. Gene Ontology annotation, biological process: protein targeting to membrane; peptidyl-L-cysteine S-palmitoylation. The record is from RefSeq and is a predicted model, not a curated record. Bases 516 to 1835 code for a protein of 439 amino acids.
AAGUUCCUUCCCAUUUGAAAAGCUGUCGAAAUAGGACCAGACAGAGCAAGUCACGUUAUCAAAUUAGUUUGAACAUCCUGUAAAGUUUCUUCCUUUCUUUCUCAUUUUCUCUCUCCUUCCCACCACCAAACUCUUCACUCAUUCUUGGGAAAACAUUUCAGAAAAGCUAAUUAAAUUAUAAAUAAAAGAUUCUUCCCUUUUUUUUUCUUUCUUUUAUUUUUUUUUUUCAAAUUUUAUGGGUGUUUGUUUGUUCAAUUUAAGCAAAACCCUUGUUCUGAUUUUUGUUCUUUAACUUUCCGGUGAAUCAAUUAAUUUUUUCGCCGCCGAUUUCAGCUUAAUUUUUAUUUUUAUUGGUGGGUCUCAAAUGGUUCAGCUGUUACUACCUCGCAAAACCCUAGAAUAAAGUUUUCAUCUUUUUUCUUUUUCUGAGGUUUGAAAAGUUUGCAUUUUGGGGAAGAAGGUUGGGUUCACCCCCUCAAUAAAAAAAAAAGAAAAAGGAAAAAAAAAAGGAAGGCAUGUACGUUGUGCCGCCGCCGUCACAGAAGUCGGAUCCGGCAUCUGGGUCUACUGAUUUAAGGGUUUACCAAACAUGGAAAGGCAGUAAUAAAUUUUUGCUUCAGGGGCAGCUAAUAUUUGGACCAGAUGUGAGGUCAUUAUUUUUGACCAUAUUCCUCAUCGUUGCCCCGAUUGCAGUAUUUUGUGUUUUUGUAGCUAGAAAGCUGAUGCAUGCUUAUUCUUAUAAUUUGGGAAUUACAAUCUUGGUUGUGGUGGUCACUGUUUAUGAUUUAGUUCUCCUUUUACUUACUUCUGGAAGAGAUCCUGGUAUAAUACCUCGCAAUGCGCACCCUCCAGAACCUGAAGGUUUUGAUGGAAGUGCUGAAACUGGGGGCGCCCAGACACCACAGCUACGAUUGCCGCGAAUUAAAGAAGUAGAGGUCAAUGGCAUCCCAGUGAAAAUUAAAUACUGUGAUACUUGCAUGCUUUACAGACCUCCUCGUUGCUCUCAUUGUUCAAUUUGCAACAAUUGUGUGGAAAGAUUUGAUCAUCAUUGUCCAUGGGUCGGGCAAUGCAUUGGGCUGAGAAAUUAUCGAUUCUUCUUCAUGUUUGUCUCUACAACUACAAUCUUGUGUAUAUAUGUGUUUGCAUUUUGCUGGGUCUACAUCAAGAGGAUCAUGGACGCAGAAGAGAUAUCAAUAUGGAAGGCUAUGAUUAAGACUCCUGCCUCCAUUGUUCUCAUAGUUUAUACAUUCAUCGCAGUUUGGUUUGUGGGUGGCCUUACGGCCUUCCACUUGUAUCUGAUAAGUACAAAUCAGACGACAUAUGAAAACUUCAGAUAUAGAUAUGAUCGACGGGCUAACCCAUACAACAAGGGAGUGGUGGAGAAUUUCAAGGAAAUAUUUUGCACAAGUAUUCCCCCAUCAAAGAACAACUUCAGGGCCUUGGUGCCUAGGGAGUCUCCUCCAUCAGCCCGGCCAAUGGGAGCAGGAUUUGUCAGCCCAAGCAUGGGAAAGGGCACAGAUGACAUAGAGAUAGGCCGAAAGGCAACAUGGGGUGGAGAAUUUGGGCCAGGCCUUGAAUCUGGUGAAGGACAAGUAAGCGACAAUGACAUCCUAAAUAUCAAAGAUGGAAGAUUAGGCGAAGCAUCUCCAGAAACAAGAGGUCAUGUAGAUGAAAUUGGGGAGCGUGGUGGACUACACCCUAGACGUUCUAGUUGGGGAAGGCAGAGUGGGAACUGGGAAAUGUCACCCGAAGUUCUUGCAUUGGCAGCUAGAGUAGGUGGCAGCAGCACUACUGCGAUGCCUGCCGGGAAUCAGCAUACAGAUAUUAAGUUGUGAAUUGUGACAACCCCAGGGGAUUAAGUAAAAGUUUUUCAUUACAUCAGUGUGUUCUAUUGUUAGUGGGGUAUGUGUUUGGCCGGGGCGUGAUUCAGGAAACUUGGUCAUCCAAUUCAACAGCACGUUUAACUUGUAUGUGAAUUUGUAGGGCUCAAUUUGUUUUUCCUUAGUGGUGUUGAUAUUCAGUCGUCGAAAACUGCUGUUUGAAAUCAUAGAUACAGGUGUGAUGUAUGAAUUCUCUCUUUCCUUCCACCUUUGUGGUCCUUGUAUUGUAUUCACUUCUUGCUUGUAUUCUCAGCCUCACUCACACUUCUCUUA